This is a messenger RNA of Protopolystoma xenopodis, 1218 nucleotides long. The record is from the annotation of a GenBank genome assembly. NCBI's taxonomy places the organism in Eukaryota, Metazoa, Platyhelminthes, Monogenea, Polystomatidea, Polystomatidae.
GCCUCCGCCUCGAAUCAGCUAUCCCCUUUAAGUCCUUUGGGUCGUUCUGUGUCGCCCUUGGUCUCACAAGCGAUUUCUAUGUCAAAUGACUCCAGCUCCAUUUCCUCAGUCAUCAAUUCUACCACUGCCACCUAUGCUACACCUGGAGUUGUCGACAGAAGCCGAGCAUGGCCUCGAAGGUCAGUCUACUCGGAUGGAGACCGCACUGCGGGGCGUGAACAAUUAAAACCUCUACUAAUGAUGGCUGCUCAACCCGGGGAAGGGCAGAAACAAACAAGCGUAUCUCGUAUAUUGGAAGAGGAUAGCGAUCCAAACAUUGAGCCUAAUUAUAGUCAUCUUAGCAUAGGUGUUCGGCCACCAGAUAGACCAGGCCGAAAGCACAAUACUGACACAUUAGCUGAAUCUCGAAUCGACACUACAUAUUGGUCGGAAGGUCGUCCGAGUCAAAUCAGAUCACCGAAACAACCAGAUUCACGAUACCCUGGAGCACGGUCUUUGAUGGAUGAGAGUGGCACUCCUGGAGGUGAUUAUCAUCCGUCCAUUAGCACCGAGGAUGACGAAAAGGAGUGCUACUUUAGAAAUGGAUAUUCUGAAGAUCAUGAACACAGAGAAGAUGGUGACGAGGAGGCUAAUGAAUCGUCCGACACGAGCAAAGAGGAUAAUACUAGUGCUACUAGCGGACACACUAGUUUUGAUGGCAAAGAGACUGACAUUGAUAAGGCCAGGCAUGCCAGUAACCGGAGAAACAGCGGGAUAUUAGACAAGAAUUUAAGGAAUGUGACCGUGGAUAGUGAUGACGGCGAAAAUAUGACCCCGUUGCCCACUUCAGGAGCUCCACUUGCUUGGGCCAGCAUGCGUUGGUCUCGCGUCAACUGGCGUGAUCGACGUUCAGACGCCAAUUCCAAUGCUCCAUGCACGGCGCCCCAUUCUACUUUGUCACAGCUUGAGGAUCAGAAGCGUGGGUCUCGUCAUCGACGCCCCGCUACCGCAAACUUUACUGACGCCAAUCUUAACAUAAGUCAAGAUGGGGUAUUUGAUACUCGAAUGUUGACUUCAAACUCUUCUCAACUUAGCCGAUUAGACGAGGCCAGCAGGCCAACUUCAGGCAAUCAUGCACCUCCUAUUCCGCAGCGAUUACGCGCCAGCCAGCACACCAAAGAAGAGCUGCGUUCAUCUCCCGGUGAAGUGAGCUCUUCUUUCUCACAGGUUUGUUUCUGA